Molecule: messenger RNA, 1461 nt
Organism: Heterostelium album PN500
Lineage: Eukaryota; Evosea; Eumycetozoa; Acytosteliales; Acytosteliaceae
Product: serine/threonine-protein kinase
Exons: 5
Coding region: 1-1461 (486 amino acids)
Biological process (GO): protein phosphorylation; intracellular signal transduction
Cellular component (GO): cytoplasm; nucleus
Molecular function (GO): ATP binding; protein serine/threonine kinase activity
Source: RefSeq, a predicted model, not a curated record
AUGCUAGGAGAUGGUACUUUUGGUGAUGUCAGUAAAGGAAUCAAUAAAUUUACAAAUGAAAUUGUAGCGAUAAAGCGUAUGAAGAAACCAUAUAAAUCAUGGGACGAUUGUAUUAAACUAAGUGAGAUCAAUAUACUUCAGAAGCUUAAUCAUGCCAACAUCGUACAACUCUUGGAGGUGAUCAGAGAGAAUGAAGAACUAUACUUUGUUUUCGAGUAUCUCGAUAGCAAUCUCUAUGAGAAGAUAAAAGACAGAGAUAGAUUACUGUCAGAAGGUAAAAUAAGGAAUAUAAUGUAUCAAAUUAUACAAGCAUUGUUAUAUAUGCACGAUAGCGGUUAUUUUCAUAGAGAUUUGAAACCAGAGAAUAUCUUGAUAUUCGGUGACGUUGUGAAGAUUGCAGAUUUCGGCUUGGCGAGAGAAAUCGAUUCGAAACCACCGUACUCUACCUACGUCUCGACGAGGUGGUACCGUGCACCCGAGGUGUUGCUUCGCGCACAAACCUACAGUUCACAGAUCGAUAUGUGGGCUGUCGGUGCAAUAAUGGCCGAACUCUACAGUUUGAAACCACUAUUCCCCGGUUCCAGUGAAAUCGACCAACUCUUUAAGAUUGCACAUAUUCUCGGUUCGCCAAAUCCCACCAAUUGGUCGGACGGCAUCAAACUAUCGACCACAAUGAAUUUCAAAUUUCCAAAUAUAAAUCCAACACAUCUAUCAACUAUAUUACCGAAUGCAAGUGGUGAUGCUAUAGAUCUUAUCUAUGAACUCUUACAGUAUGAUCCGAAUAAGAGAUUCACUGCGAACGAUGCGUUGUCACAUCCUUACUUUCACAUCAAUGUACCUUUAGAGCAAUUGUUGAUUCCUCAUGUCUCACAUUAUGAUCAUGUUAGAACCAAGCUUUCGAUACACGAUGAUAAACAAUAUUUACAAUUGUCGACAUCACCUAAAUCAACAUCAUCAUCCUCUUCUUCUUCUUCUUCUUCUUCCUCUUCAUCCUCCGAUAAUAAUACUUUAAACAAAAAGACAAACAAAUAUUUAAGAAAUUCAAGAUAUCAACUUCGUAAUAAAUCAACAAAGAAUAAUAAUACAACAUCGGGUAACAAUAAUAAUGAAAUAGAUAAUAUUAAUAACGAUGAUGAUGAUAAUAAUAAUAAUAGUAGAUUAAAUACAAUGAUAUCAACACCUAUACUAUCAAUUAAUGAUGCAACACCGGUAUCUACAUCAACAGCAAUUAUAACGAUCGAUAACUUUGUAAAUACAAUGAAUCUCAACGAUACCAUAGAAGUACCUACCAACCACGGAUUAGCUUAUCUCAGUAACACUAACAAAAGUCCACCACCACCACCACCAACAAUACCAUCACUUAAUAACAAUAACAAUUCACAUAUUAGUAAACUAAAUUUCCAUUUACCUCUUCCUCCACCAUCGAUCCCACAUGCCAAUACAACACCAUCAAAGCUUUAA